Monascus purpureus is the source of this 2394-nucleotide messenger RNA. NCBI's taxonomy places the organism in Eukaryota, Fungi, Ascomycota, Eurotiomycetes, Eurotiales, Aspergillaceae. The record is from the annotation of a GenBank genome assembly.
AUGGACAUUGACGCUAUCGACUACAAGGCCCUGCGUGAUUUCAGGGAUGAGUCUAUCAAGGAUUUCGUCCAUGAAACAAAAGUCCUGACACAGGUCAAGGACGCUGGUGCGAAGAAUGUCAAUGAAUUGAUAGAAACCAUUUCUAUUCAUACGCAGCUCUGGCUGGUUUGCGAGUAUUGUCCUGGUGGAAGUGUUAGAACUUUGAUGCGCGCUACGGGAGACAGACUCGAAGAGAGGUUUAUCAUACCCAUCGCGCGCGAAUUAGCUGAGGGUCUACGCGCUAUCCACGCUGCUGGUGUUAUUCACCGAGAUGUCAAGGCCGCAAAUAUCCUCAUUCAUGAAGAAGGAAGGUUGCAGAUCUGCGACUUUGGCGUUGCUGGUGUUCUGCAAUCCCAAUUGGAUAAACGGUCGACAUGGAUUGGGACUCCUCACUGGAUGCCUCCCGAGAUGUUUUCCACUCGCGGUGAAGCCCAUCAUUAUGGCAGCGAGGUCGAUGUUUGGGCAUAUGGAUGUACCCUAUUCGAAUUUGCUACGGGCAGCCCGCCGAACUCAAACCUCCGUGAGCGAAUGCAGAUCGGUAGACAGCUUUCUCGGACUACUCCGAAGCUCGACGGUGAAUCGUAUAGCCAAGCGUUGAAAGACAUUGUGACUUAUACGCUUGACUCCAACCCAGCUAGUCGGCCAGCAAUGGUCGACAUCAUAAGUCACCCAUACAUCGCUGGCUCUGAACAGGAGUAUCCUACUUCCUCACUCAGCGAGCUUGUCCGCAUCUAUUACCAGUGGUCUCAAGCCGGUGGGCAGCGGGCAUCUCUCUUCCACCCUGGAGGUGCAGUGGCCGCCCAGUUGCCGAGCUUAGAUGAUGCGCUUAGCGAAGACUGGAGCUUCAGCACUACGGAUAACUUUGAGCGAAGGUAUUCCGUUCUUGACCUUGAUCAACUGGCUGCAUCUCUCGCCGAGCUAGAGGCAGAACUCGAUCCUACACACGAUAACACUGAAACUGCCGAUGAUGAGCCUGUCGGACUCUCUGGGUCUGCUGAACCCGUUGAAACUGCCCGUGUCGAGUCCGAUUCCGAUACGGAGAUGACUCCUGAACAGCGCGCAAAUUUCGAGGAACGCGUCAGGAGGGGUGCAGAGGCGUUGGCAGGGCUCUUUGAUGAGAGCAAACCCAGCUACAAUUAUGUGACUAAAAACGAUUUCGUGCCGAUUGAGCAGAGACAAGGGUAUUCCGAUCUCCCUCUUCGCAGUGUAACUGACAGGUCAUCUGUUACGUCCACGUUCAUUGACAUCGACAUUGGCGCGUUUGAUUCUGCGCACUAUGCCGCUGGGUCAGCAUCCACACAGCCAUUCCAGCUUGUGGAUGCGGACACCAUCCGUGCAACCCGGUCCAGUGGCCGCACGAAUCGUAACUCAAAUGAGGAGCGUUCCAGUUCUUCACUUGCCUCGUCUUUUGAACCGGAACAUGACAUCGACUCGCAGGACGUCGUCUAUGAGACUCCAAGUGGCCCUCGCCCUCCGACUAUGGAGUGGAGUUUCCCUGCUUUUAUGAAGCCUCCAGGCGAAGAGAAUGCUGAAACUGAAGGUGAGCCGUCGCAGCCGACUCCUCAGGGGAUAGAGACUUAUCAGAGCGAUAAACGUGCCACUAUGGAAUGGACGUUUCCCGUCAUGUCGGAAGACACUGGCGUCAGUGAUGCCGAUAAAAGUAAUUUCAGUACUCUUAGGGCACCUAUUGCUCCGGAGUUCCAGGAGUCAACCAUUAGACCUCACGAGGACAUUGGAGAACCCGGUGACUCGCGUCCGUCCACCGCUGGAUCUGGGUCUAUAGCCUCGGGGGCGGAGUAUGACCCUUUCCGCUAUGACCAGCCCCAGACGCCUCCUGGCAACGGGACCUUCUUCAACAAUCUGUCAGAGACCCCGGAAUCGACAGGACCUGACAGCUAUGAGCAGUCUCCGAUUAUUCUCGAUGGACCAGGCCCGGAUGAAGAAGACAGCAAUGUCAUGGAGAUGCACCCCGCUUCUUCUGAAACGCCCGAACUGUUCCCAACUGCCAUUCCGGCGAACGGUCGUCUUGAGGUCGUCCACACUGAUCGCUCUCCUUCUCUGUCUGUUUCUAUGGAACAACAUGCCAACAUUCACAGCGCUUUGCCAACCGCCAGACAUCAGGUGCAGCCAACUGCUACCAAGACUGCCAGAGAUCUCAGCAGUGCUAAGAAUGGUAUAGAGCCAAUUCAGUUCCCCAACCUGACUCCUCCUAGCUUGGAAAGCUUGGUGGAAAGCGCAGAUGCCAGUAUAAUAACGGCCGAAUUAGACAGACUGCUCGGAGACUUUCUGGGUGCUCUGUCUGCGACCGGUGAUGCACUGUCUCGUGUCAAGAUCGGACCUGAGAACCCGACUUAA